AUGUCUGUCGGAUUACGUAAUGUCUGUUUGUACAACUGUCGUCCUUUCUGCCGCAGUAGGGAUGGAGAUAAUGAAGCGGAGAAUUAUAAAACAACAAAUAAGGGAGGGACUGGCAGGGCAGAGCAAAUUUCGCCAGUCCCAAUGCAUUCAAAGCAAUUUUCUCCCCCAAAUACGCCUUCUGCACCAUAUAUUCAUUGGUUAACGCAUUAG
Molecule: messenger RNA, 210 nt
Organism: Thelazia callipaeda (thelaziosis nematode)
Lineage: Eukaryota; Metazoa; Nematoda; Chromadorea; Rhabditida; Thelaziidae
Source: the annotation of a GenBank genome assembly